Molecule: messenger RNA, 3698 nt
Organism: Esox lucius (northern pike)
Lineage: Eukaryota; Metazoa; Chordata; Actinopteri; Esociformes; Esocidae
Gene: fez2b
Product: FEZ domain-containing protein
Exons: 9
Coding region: 10-1305 (431 amino acids)
Cellular component (GO): cytoplasm; axon
Source: RefSeq, a predicted model, not a curated record
UUGUUUUGAAUGCACCACCCUUACCACCUCCAUCGGUCUCUGGGUUCUUCAUCAUUCAUUGAAGUAUCGCAGAGGAUACGGCACCCUCCAGGGUUAUUGCAAUCGAACCGAGACCCUGCCUCGGUCAUGGCUGCGCCGUUAGCCCACUUCGACGAAGACUGGCAGGAUUUCAACGAAUUCAAGGCGGAUUCUGGGUCGCCGAACCGAUUGGACCAACUGAACUCGAACGUGGCUGACACAGGCCUGGUGGAGGAUUUCUCGGACCUCGACAACAGCUUCUCAGGGGAAAUAUGCAGCUUCAAGUCAAUGGAGGACCUUGUCCACGAUUUCGAUGAGAAACUGACAGUAUGCUUCCGAAAUUACAACACCCAAACUGAAAACAUAGCCCCUAUUAAACCUAUAACAGAAGAUAAUUUCCUCAAGAACGACGAGGUGUGGAAUGCUCUGACGGAUAACUAUGGCAACGUGAUGCCAGUGGACUGGAAGACAUCUCACAUUCGCUCCCUUCAUCUCCCCACACUGAAUCUGCGCGAGCAUGGGAAGCUGGACAACAUGCCCCUGGACAUGUCCGAUGAUGAGGAGCUGAGGGAACAGAUGGACAUGCACUCCAUCAUCGUGUCCUGUAUAAACGACGAGCCGCUCUUCACCGCUGACCAGGUGAUCGAGGAGAUUGAGGAGAUGAUGCAAGACUCUCCGGAUCCAGAGGAUGACGAGAGCCCGUCCCAGUCAGACCUGUCCAUGCUGUCCCAGGACUUCAGUAACCUCAAACGCUCCGGUUCCAACAGCAGCUAUGAGGACCGCCUGCGCCGUCUGUCCGUCUCGGAGCUGAGCGAGGCCCUGGAGGAGGUGGAGACGGCCAUCAGGCGCUUCAGCGAGGAGCUGAUCCAGGCCCUGGCCCUGAGGGAUGAGCUGGACUUUGAAAAGGAGGUGAAGAACAGCUUCAUCUCGCUGCUCAUCGAUGUGCAGAACCGGCAGAAGGAGCACCGCGAGCUGCUCCGCAAGAAGAAGAAGAUCCGUCCCACAGGCAGCGCCCAGAGAUCCGACAGGACCCACGUCCCUGGGACGCUCUUCACUAUGGAGGGACUCUCCACUGUCAUUCAGAACGGCUUCCGUCAAACUUUUGGCAGCCCAGGAGGGGACAAACAGUAUCUGACCACAGUUAUCCCCUAUGAGAAAAGUGCUGGUUCCCCCUCUGUGGAAGAUCUUCAGAUCCUCACCAAGAUUCUGCAGGCCAUGAGGGAAGACAGUGACAAGGUUCCCAGCCUUCUAACGGACUACAUCCUCAAAGUGCUGUGUCCUACAUAGAUGCCGGAGGAGCCACCUGUUCUGGAACGUUCUGACAACACUCAGGAACCAACGAGGUCUGGAACAUAUCAGUGGAAGCAAAGGCACUGUCCUAAAAAGGUGGACUCUUCUCUGGAGUAUUUACUCCACUACAUAUUUUCCCUCAAACUAUGAGAUGCACAUUGUAAUGCCUGGUGUUUUACCUUACUUUUUACUUGUAAUAUGAAUUGUUUUAAUGUUCUAAUGCUAUAAUCUCGUGUUUUAAUAUCUUCUGCAUGUUAGAAUCUUGAUUAGCUUAUCAGUAUUACUCUCCCUUGUCUAAAGUCUCUUCUUGUACUCCUCUCCUCUGUUUGUGAUGAGGUGAAAGAGCUGGACAAAAAACACAUUCCCUGUCUUAUCAGUAAAGAUUAGGGUGUGGAGACGAGGAUAAGCCCCAGUAUACCUGGAAGUAACCAGGGGAUGUAUUAGAAAGGACCCUACAUGAACUGUUGUUGGCCAAAUCAGAUUUCCGAUGUCCAGUUUGUCAGAGCGGGUUAGAGCAGUGAAUGAUUAGCAGAACAUGGUCUUAGUGCAGUUCAGAAGCCUUGUUUUGCCCCUUUUCUUAGAAUAAGUUUUUCUGGCUGUUUACCUUUGCAUGUGGCUACGUAGGUUUAGGUAGCUACAUAUGUCAUAAGUCAUUGUGUUGUGUACUACAAUGUGAAAUUGCACAGAUCAAAAAUGGUUUUAAGUGAUUUAACUUCUUGAAAAAGGGAAAUGAUGACAGAAGUUAGUUAGAAAGUUACAGAAAAGAACAAACUUGUACAGCUUUUUUUUUUGGUAUGUCCUUUUUAGAGAGAUUAGGGACUUAUUUGCUACAUGUAGAGUGUGGUAACUUAUGACAUCACCACUGAUGUAAACACUAGCUGUCAACCUCUGACACUUCCCUAGUGACAUGUAUUGACAUCACCAUGUAUACUUGGCUAAUAUUUGGUCUUUUAGGAUGUACAGUAAAGAUGCGUAGUUCUCAAAGUUGUGCUCCUGAGCUGAAAAGGAUCCCUGUUUUUGUGUACUAAUGCACGCAUUUUGUAUACAGAUGUUGACAGGCAAGUUAAACACCAAAAUCUACAAAAUAACCACAAUUUGUGGUUUAUGACAAUUCAUGACAUCCAAUUGUUGUUGUGCUGAUGAUCCCGGAGGGCAUCUUUAAGUUUUGGGUUAUUAGGGUAAUGCUCUAACGGAUACCGCAUUAAAAAAGGACAUGUACGGUGAUUGUUCAAUAGCUGUGAGUUGAUCCUGCCGCUUUUGUAAAGGUUGGUGACCCAGUGAGGACAUUUAGUCAGUACUAGAACACUACUGCUUCAUGAACAAUAUAGAGGAUUAAGGAAGGUUACAGUACAAAGGCAGCCGUUGUCUACAUCUACAUCCACUAACCUUCAGCCCUGUGGAUCAGAUUACCUCCUCACUCGGUGCAGCACAAUGCUGUCAGCUGAUGAGCAGUAACUCCGUUCAGUGCACUGGAACCCCAGUCACACGCUAACGGCUCCAGCCUGUCACUACUCUCAGGUUGAGCGUUGCUUCCACAGCAGUGGUGUCCUAAACCGUGUUAAAAUGCAGUCGAUGUGCGGUUGGCGGGGAUUACGUUGUAGCAUUAGCAAGCCUAUUACCUUACAGCUUGUGUAGCCUUGUAAUAGUUUUUGUCAGUCAUUAAUCUGAUUAGUAGUGUAGUGACAUUAGUGAUAAGACAGCUGACAAGCGUAGGCUAGUACCUGAAGACUUAGUGGUUGUUGUAGCAUUGACUUGUAGUAGCUCUGUAGUAAAGCUGCUGUUUAACUGUUUUAGUAACUGCUCAUAGCAGCCUUGCACCUACAGAAAGUAACUAGAUAUCCCAGGUAGCCUGCCGGACGACCUCUGGACAGACCAAUAUGUGCUUCAACGGCAUCCAGGACCCCCUAGCACAAUGCACCCACUAUCUACUUCAAGUCAAUAAAAAAACUGAUAAAUGUCACACUAAAGAAAUUGUUAGUGUUGGGAAAAAUAUUGGGAUUAGAAAGUUAACUCAAAUUAAAAUGAAUCCCAGUUCAGCCUCCUUAAAAGGUGCAGGGACUGUCCUGGUUGAGUGCCAUGAUAUUGUCACAGAGAUUGACUCCAGCUAAAGCCCUCUAUUUUAGCAGACAUGUCAGCACACAUCCACACUUUAUCUAGAGAUUUAUAUUUAUAUAAAACAAGCAUUGAAAAAGGCUGCCUUUGUAAAUUCCUGAAAUUUUGUACAUAGAAUUUACUCUUUUUAAUGGUAUAUUUUUCCCCCAUUUGGGGUUUUUGUUUACUUGGCCUCACGCGGUACAUUAAUUUAUUCAGUAAAUGUUUGUUUGGUAACCAUAUUAUCAACUGUAGUGGUACAAACCUUUGUGCUCAUUUCAAAUAAAAUGUUUACACUA